CACAGAGAGGCACAUUAUGUACGCCCCCGGCAGCACUUCGGCAGAACAGGCUCCUGGACCCUCCAGUUUUGGAGUUAGUCAGAGACCCUGCCGACCACCGCAUCCCAUGAGGCGUCAGGUGCUACCUACAUCACAUCCGUCACUUAAUGACAAGAAUCAAGCUUCUGCACCUCUUCAAUCAAUACCAAGAUCCCAGAGGCCCACAGCAGGCAGUAGAGGGCCUUACCCGGGCACUGCUACUAGAUUCAGUGUUGCAGCCAUCACACCACAGUACAAGAACAGCCGCCCGCCUGAUGAUGAGACCUCACCCUCGCUCGGGGCCACUUACGGCCAGCAGUCAUCCAAUUUAGCUAUGAUAUCGGCGACUUACGGAGGCUCGGCUAUCAACUUGGGGGCCUCCAGAGCCGGAUAUCGCAGCAAUAUCAGGACUGUGGGCGAGUAUGGACCUUCUUCGGCACCCACGUCCCCAAGGCCUUCACAGCGCCCCCGGCCACAACCAUUUCACGAGAGAACUCAUGUGGAGACUCAGACCAGCUUCCACAGCACUGCGUCGUCUCCGCAGUGCAACAGUCGGCCCCAUUCUCCACCCACCAAACUGACACCAGAGACAACUCGCCAACAUCCCAACGACAAAGAUCAUUACCCACACGACACACUCACCCCGUCGCCCUCAUCACCACCGCCAUCACUCGCCCUUAUCCCUCAUUCCCCGUCGGCCUCCAACACCAUCACCAAUCCUCCAUCUUCUCCCAAGUCCCCUAUGGGACGUAGGAUAUCCCGUAAGCACACUCUCUUUAACUACGACAUUCUAAAAAAUGCAUUCUGUCUCUCCUGUCCGCCUGUGGGACUUGGCUUCACCUCGUCUGUGGCUGCCAAAUAUCAUCACCACCACCAACUCUCUAUCGCCGCUGCAGAUGACAACGAGAAUGCUCAGGACUUCAUCGGGUUUGCCACGCUGCCUGAGCAGGUGCACAGGAAGAGCGUGAAGAGAGGGUUCGACUUCACGCUCAUGGUGGUGGGCGAGUCUGGCCUCGGCAAGUCUACACUCAUCAACAGUCUCUUCCUCACCGACCUCUACAAGGAGAGAAAAGUGCCCACCGGAGAGUGUGAGUUUUCGUGGACCACAAUGAUAGAAAAGAAACUGAAAGAGGCAGAGGAAAGAGGCACUAAACUAUAGACCUGUGUCAUUGACGUACCUGGGUUUGGGGAUGCUGUCAAUUGUGAGGAAGGAUGGAAGGCGGUGGAGCGAUACGUCGAUGAGCAAUUUAAUAAAUUCUUCCAAGAUGAAUCAGGACUCAACCGAAAGAACAUACAGGACCACCGAGUUCACUGCUGCCUCUACUUUGUUCCUCCCUACGGUCAUGGGUUGAGACAGAUGGAUGUAGAGUUCAUGAGACGGCUUCACAGGAAGGUCAACAUAGUUCCUGUUAUAGCCAAGUCUGAUACUCUUACUAAAGCUGAAAUACAUAAGCUCAAAACCAACAUUCUCAACGACAUAGAAAAUAACAAGAUUAAGAUAUAUCAGUUCCCUGAGUGUGAUUCAGAUGAGGAUGAGGACUUUAAACAACAAGAUCGGGAGCUAAAGGCAUCAAUUCCUUUUGCGGUUAUUGGGUCUAAUUGUGUAAUUGAGGUGGCGGGAAAAAAGAUGAGAGGACGGCAGUACCCCUGGGGUAUUGUGGAAGUUGAAAAUUCUGCUCACUGUGACUUCGUGAAGCUGCGCACAAUGCUGAUAUCUACACAUAUGCAAGAUAUGAAGGAGGUAACACAGGAUGUACACUAUGAAAAUUUCCGAGCACAAUGCAUUUCACAAAUGCAGCAGGUAGCAAUGAAGGAGAGGAAUAAGCUGAAAAGAGAGAGUGCUGCAAACUUUGACCAAGUUGGAGAUGCAGAUAAACUACUUCAACAGAAAGAUGAGGAGAUCCGGCGUAUGCAGGAGAUGUUGAGUCAAAUGCAAGAAAAAUUAAAGGAAUCUGGCAAGGACCCUGCUGCAGCACUCUGCCUUGAGCCUGGUAAACGAGACUCUGUUGUCAACGUGUGACAUUACCACCAAGUUGUAUCACUUCAUCACAUCAUAUGAUUCAUGUGGUGUUUAAGUCAGCUGUGUUCAUACAUUAUCAAUGUGUGUGUGUUACAAUGCCACCACCUCUAGUUUGUGACAUCAUAACUUCAUAUGUGUGUGGAAGUACUGUAAACUGAAUGUAAAGUAUAUAUUCCUAAUAUGUGCCAUUUUCUUUGUCACUGAUGCCUGCUGUUGAACAAAUAUGCAUCAUUAAUUCUAUUGUAUCAUUAAUUGAAAAAAAUAGAAGCAAAAAUAGCAAUGACACAUUAUGGAAUAUAUAUAAAUUAAAGGAUUUGUUUCAAAAUGAAAUAUGUAUAUAUCCAGAAAUUUGACUGGGUUGGGCAAACUGAAGACUUAAUGAUAUCAAAUCCCCAUGAGGUAUGGACUGAAUGUAUGUGCCAUUUUUGUGGAAAGUGGAAAUACCUAAUGCAUAGAUUUUUAAUAAUUAUUUCCUGGUAAUUAUUACAUAUUAGAUUACCAUAAGGGCAGUCUAUACAAAAUCCAAGCACCACAAAAAGCUUUACUGCAAUAUAUGUACAGUACAGUACUUUGUAUUUAACAUCGAAGCAUAUUAGGCCUAUAUUGCUAGAAAUUUUUCCACCUUUUCUUUGAUUUUUUGUAUAAUACAGUACCCGUAAUUCCAAAUUAAAUAUUGACAAAGAAAUUGUGAAUAUAAAAAUUACAUUACACAUGUGUUUUCUGUUGGCAUGUUUAAAACUUAUUUUUAAUACUGUAUAUGUGUGUGAUACUAUUUGCCUUUAAAGACCAAAUUUCUUUGCAAUUCUGGUACUGGCAGUCUCCAGUACUAUGUGAAACUAUAUUUGCAAGUUUCCUACACAACAAUACUAGUAUCCAGUGUACUUAAAAUUCCAGUGGUGAAAUAAAGUUUGUGCUUAGUGCUCACUUUUACAAUGCUGAAAGGAUAAUUUGAAAGAUACAAGAAUACCAUAGCAGUAUGCCUAACAUCUCUCAAGAUUAUGAUGGCAGUUGUACUAAGGACAGCACUCUAUUUGACAUGUACUUUAUUAUUAUGAUCAUAGGUAAGCACUAAGCUUGUAAGGCUAAUACAGCACCAGAGAAAUGAGAAGUAAUCAGGGAAGGAUAGCUUCAAGUCAGUGCAUCAAGAGCCCCUCACAAGCACAAUUAGGGAAUUUGAGGUGUUCAUUAGUAAAUUUGUCUAAACAAAUUUUUUCUCUUGCUUAAUAACACAACUACUGACAACCCUGUACAAUAUUUGUAUUUUUUCCUAUUUUUAUAGUGUUUUUUAUAGUGAAAUGGUUUCUACAUCAUAACUAGUUUACAAUCUAUAAUGUUAAUGUAGGGAGGAUGAAUCAACUGUACUAUUCUGUCAGUGCAUUACAUCUGAAUCAGCCACUGCUUGCCUUCAAUAUCCCUCCUAUAACAUAGGUCAAACACAAAUUAAGGUAUAAAAUUCAGAAAGAAACUUUUGUUUUUGAAUCAGAUAUGUACUUGCUUAUUCUGUAGCUUUUUUUUUUUAAUGCUAGUAAUUUUCUGGACAAAAUAAACUGUUGUAUAUUAGUCAUUAAAAGCAUACGUUGGUAUUCCUCAGUGUCAACAGCGACAUACCUACCAGGCAUCAUUGUUGUAUGUUCCCCAUCUUUCGUACAGUAUAUUGCUAGGACAUGAUAUAAUUUGAAGAUCUGUUUCUAGAUGCUGUAGACAUUCUGUUCCUUGCAUAUUGGUGCUUAAAUAAUAGGCAACUUUCAUGUAGGAAUGUAUAUUCAUAAAAUCACCAGGUACUAAGGGCUACUCUGAAUAACACUUAAACUGUACAAUACCCAUAACUUGUAUACUUGUGCCAGUAGUAUAUCCCCAUAUCAUAUCUGCUAUUCAGUGGACCAAAUACUUUGCUCAUAAUGAACAACCAUAUUCUACAGGACUUGGCCCGUGUUACUAUUGUGCCUACUUUUUUAAGAAAUAAUUGGUGUACUGUACUGAUAUGAUUCAUGAUAUUCUUGAUAUUUAUUGUCCUGUAUUUUUUAAGAAAAAAAAAAUAAAAUGAGCUUUCUAUUCAUUUCUGAUUUCACAAGUGUACUGUAGAUUGGCUUCUUACAUUAAUGUAAUUUUUUUGAAUGGCAUUAUUUUAAUAUGAACUGUACCAUAAUAUGUUUAGUAAUUUUUGUUGAUAUUCAUUUACAGAUUUGUAAAUUUUGGAGCAAUUACUGAUGAGAGAAAACUAGAAGUUAUUAAAACAUCUACUCUCACAAUGUGGUUAACAGGAACAUUAGUUCUUGUAUGUGUUAUUAUAUUCAUGGGGAAGUGUUAAACCAAUAUGGGUCAUACACCAUCAUGGAUUAGGAUGCAGUCAGGUCUGAUCCAAGGAAAGGGAGGAUACUUCCUAUUCUAUGGACCAAGAGCCUUGCACCUGCACCAGGGAACCCCCAUCCUCCGAAGAGAGUUCUUGUAUAUGAGUUGGUAUUAAAUGUUUCCGUUACUUGUGAUGCAAUGGCUUGAUCUAAUCCCUGCUGGCUUACAUGUACUGUCCCCUCCUUAGUACAGUACUCUAUAUGUUCCUUCUCUUAAGAGUGCAUAUUCUGUAAUGCGUUUUUAUGAACAUUAUUAUUAUUAUAAUCAUAACUAAGCGCUAAACCCACGAGGGUCUUACAACGCUGGUUUUUAUGAACAAUGUGAUAUUCUGUACUAAAUUACAUUACCAGUACUUCACACUCUGAUUUUUUCUUUACUGUUAUUUAUUUGUCAGAUAACAAUAUUUAAUUUUUUCACAUAAAGUAAUUGGUAUUUUAGUUAUUUUCCCUCAUUUUCAUGUCUUUUUGUGACACACUACCUCUUUCAGCUUUUGGUAUUCAAUAUGUUGUGAUUAAUUCAACAUUAAUACUGUUUUAUCAGUUUGCAUGUAAAUAAGACACAAUAAUACAGUGGACCCCCGGUUUACGAUAUUAUUUCAUUCUUGAAGUAUGUUCAGGUGCCAGUACUGAACGAAUUUGUUCCCAUAAGGUAUAUUGUGAAUUAGAUUAGUCAAUUUCAGACCCCCAAACAUACACGUACAAACGCACUUACAUAAAUACACUUACAUAAUUAGUCACAUUGAGAGCUGAUCGUAAAGCGAGGGUCCACUGUACCAGCAUUUUCAUUGAGGAGACAUUUUGCUCUCAAGCUUGGAUUGAUAUAAGCUCCAUUGAGCAAAACUUCUCUUUUCAAAUGUCCUCAUAUUACACAUGUGGCUCAUUUACAAGCAUGCUAGUAUCAAGUACCAAUCUCUUGUCUACCUGUUCAAAGUUUUAAUUCUUAAGGGUCGUGAUAGUGUACCUUCUAAAUCACCCAAGAGAUGGAACUGUGUGCACUCUGUAUUACAGGUUUUGUGUAGAAUUUAUUUAUUUCAUACAGUUAUCAAAUUGUUUAAUUUCUAUAUGUAUUAUUAUAAGCACUGGGAAGCACUAAACCCUUAGGGUUAUACAGUGUCUGUUGAAUGGGAGAUAAGUUUGAUUCAAAGAAAGGGAGAGUAGCUUUAAUUCCUUGGAUCAAGAGCCCUUUACCAACAGGUGUGUUUUUUUUUAUAUAUAUAAAUUCAAGCAAGGAAUAUCCUCAUCAGCAAAUAUAUACAAUUAUUGUGAACAUAUGCUGUGAUAAGAUUAGACUGAAGUUAGUCUUCAGUAUAUUCUGAAGAAAAUAUGGUAGGAGUAACAAAAAGAUCCCAUUUAUCACUUUUGUAAACAAGAAGCUGACAAGGAUUUACACUCUAGAGUACUUCGAUAUGGGUCAUGUGAUCAGUCGUUGGGAAAGUGAUAUUCAUUCUUCCAAUCAACACAUGAAAUUAGACUUCUUAGAAAUGCAUAUUUAAUGGCUGCCUAGUAUAUUUGUGAAGAAUAUAGAAGUCAUAACCUACUUAAAAUUAUAACAUGUUAGGAUUAUUAUGAAUAUGUAAAUUUUUUAACAUCUUAUAAAAAUAGCUAUUAUCAGAUUUAAGUGAUAACUGCAUUACAGUAACAUUAAAAUCAUAGUUUGGAAGCCAGUUGGCUACAGUAAAUGAAAUACAUUAUUGAUUUAUGCUUAUUAUUUUCACAAAUAACUCAGCCUGUAUGGAUCAUUCAGCAAUGAUUAAUGCAUAAACAGUAGCAUCAUGUGGUGAGUGAGACUUUACCUGAACCAUUAAGGGAUUUGUGUCCUUUAUAAAGGUAGGAAUGUUUCCUGAGGCUUUGAUGGUGAGUUAUGAAUAUCCUCAGCUAAUAAUGGAGUUUAUCAUUAAGAUGAAUUUAUUUUUUAAGUUAAUAUUUACUUGAAGCAAUCUGUCUAUAUCUCUGAAGUGGUAAAUAUAACUAAUAACUACGUACAAAAAGAGAAAUCCACAUACCAGUACUACAGAUAUAUGUACAGUACCUAUCAUAAUAGCUCACCUCUGCAAACAUUUACAAAAAAAGCUGUAGCCUAUGAUGAUAGUCUAUAUCAAGUAGAAUAAAAUUAAAGAUUUCAAUACUGUGAAGGAAUAUCAUGUCAAACAAGGAGACAAGCUGAACAAUAAAAUAAUUAUUCAAGAAAAAAUGUAUGUAAGAAUUUAAAUACUAUUUAGACUGUAUCCAAUGGUCUUCAAAAGUUCAUUGGGUUUAUGUGACAAACAAAUAUUGUAACUUGUUUAAUUGUUUAUGAUAACAAUAUCAGUGACCAUUUUUAUUUUAUUACUCUUUGAAUCCAAUUCAGAGAUAAUUUGUCUUUAUUGAACCCACACUGCCACAUUGUCACUUCACACAGUGUUUUGACUGUUUAUAGUUGAAAUGAUUCAACAUGAUUGCCCCACUGUCAACAGACUGUAAUGAUGUAGAUCUUCUAUACUAUGUAUAACUGUUUCAUUGAUACACACAAGAACUUUCCUUAUCAGCUUGGCUUUUCUAGGCUGUUCCAACUAGUUUUGUUUCUCUAGUGCAAUGAUCAAGAGACACUUGUGCAACAAUUGGGAAUCUUUAUUCUGGAAAUGUUUUGCCAUGCAGUGGCUUCUUCAGUCCAAUGCAGAGAAAUGUGGAAGAUGAGGAAGAGUUUCAGGUAAUCAGUCCCUCAGCCUGGAGUUGUGUUCAGUCUUAUUACUGGAAACUCCUCCUCAUCUUCCACCUUUCUCUGCACUGGACUGAAGAAGCCACUGUGUGGCAAAACAUUUCCAGAAUAAAGAUUCCCAAUUGUUGCACAAGUGUCUCAUUUAUCAACCUGUCGGUUUUCUAAACCAUUUAUACACAAUGAUGAAGAGCUAAUGCUUUAUAGGGCUUUACGGUCAUUACUCUCUGAUUUAGAAUGUCUGGAAAAAAAGUGAAGAUUCUGAACAGGAUAAAAUUGAUAUGGAAUGAAUAAUUACUCCAUCUAUUUACUGCAGCACUUAUAUGUGUGUCAUCUAAAUGACUGAUCAUAACACUACAUUAAACAUUACUUAGUUGUAUAACAAAGUCUAUUAGUCAGUUGGUAUUGAGGAGUCUACCCUUCAGUUGUUCCACUGAUGUAACACCAGAAUACAAAUUUUGAGGAGAUCUACCAAUUCAUUGCUAUCACAGUUUAUGUUAAUGUGAUAAAUUCAAGCACUGUGUAUAUGAAACCAUUUAUAAAAAAUCCCUGUGCAGCUCUGAUCAGACUAGCAUAUAACUGUUCAUUAUAGCAUUCAAAAAAAUACUGCACAGUAAAUGCAAUUUCUUAUAGUUAGAGGACUAAUAGGUGUUUGCAAUUUUUCCUGUGAUUUUGGGGACAUUUGUGGAACAUGAAGAGAAAGCACUUGAUAAAUAAUUGUAACCCACAAAGCUGGUAUAAUUUUAGUCAUGUAAUCUCAUUAUAUUAAUUCUAUCUUACACUUGUACACAGUUACAUCCAUACACAAACAUUCAAAAUAAAAAAGUAAACUAUACACAACAAAUACACAUUCCUAAAGAACUAUGAAUGAGAUGUGAUGGAAUGAAUUUAUGUUUAUAGCUUUAAUAUCCUAUUUGAUUAUGUUAUUUAUAUGAAAAUAAAAUUAUACUCAUUUCUAUUGAUUAAUAAUAAAAUGCACACUAAA
Messenger RNA from Cherax quadricarinatus, 8063 nucleotides. Lineage: Eukaryota; Metazoa; Arthropoda; Malacostraca; Decapoda; Parastacidae. The record is from RefSeq and is a predicted model, not a curated record.